AUGGAGGCUGCCUCGGCCCGUGCUGCGGCAAGGGAUCGCUGGAACGAGCAGGGCUACCCGCGCCCGUCUCAACUACAGCGGUUCAUCUCAAGUGCCUGCAGCCCCGAGAACUACGAGCCAAACCUGGCCCUCAACCUCGAGAUUUCCGACCUGAUCAACAACAAGAAAGGCAGCGCUCCCCGCGAAGCCGCCGUCGCUAUCGUCAACUACAUCAACUCGCGCAACCCCAAUGUCGGCCUCCUCGCUCUGAACCUGCUGGACAUAUGUGUCAAGAACUGCGGAUACCCCUUCCACCUCCAGAUCAGCGCCAAAGAGUUUCUCAACGAGCUUGUCAGGCGAUUCCCCGAAAGACCACCACUUCGAUAUACCCGCGUCCAGACCAAGAUUCUCGAAGCCAUCGAAGAAUGGAGGAGCACAAUAUGCGAGACCAGCCGGUACAAGGACGACCUGGGCUUUAUCAGAGACAUGCACCGUCUGCUUAGCUACAAAGGCUACCACUUUCCCGAGGUCAGGAGGGACGAUGCUGCGGUAUUGAAUCCCAGUGAUAACCUCAAAUCCGUCGAGGAAAUGGAGGAGGAGGAACGGGAGGCCCAAUCGGCCAAGCUUCAAGAAUUGAUCCGAAGAGGUGCCCCGGAAGAUCUACAGGAGGCAAACCGACUGAUGAAGAUCAUGGCCGGUUUUGAUACGAGGACCAAGACAGAUUACCGCGCCAAGGCAGCGGAGGAGGUGGGAAAGAUCCAAGCGAAGGCCCGACUUCUGGAGGAGAGAUUGGCAGCUUUCAAACCCGGCGACUCUAUGACCGACGGGGAUGUUUUCGAAGAAUUGGCUGCCGCGCUUCAAAGCGCACAACCCAAGAUCCAGAAGAUGUGCGAGGAGGAGUCUGACGACCAUGAGGCCGUUGCGAAGCUAUUCGAAAUUAACGACAGCAUACACCGGACUGUCGAGCGGUGGAAGCUUCUCAAGAAGGGUGACGUCGAAGGCGCCAACAAGCUUGCGCAAGGGGCGCCGAUGCCAACAUUGGCCCCAACCUCUUCAGCACCUGGAAAGGCAUCAUCGGCGGCAAAUGAGCUUUCCUUGAUCGACUUCGAUGGAGAAUCUGGUACAAAUGGAGCGAGCAAUGCGGCUGGCUCAAGCUCUCAGACUGGUGGAGUUGAGAAUGACCUCCUGGGUCUGUCUUUGGGAGACAGUGGCGGUAACUAUGGCCAGGGUGGUGGCAUCUCCCUCGGAUUCGGUGCAAACUCAAGUCUGUCUACCUCUACCAACACAAUGCCAGAAUAUAUGCCAGGACCUGCGCUCCUUUCUUCCAUGACACAGCAUAGCACUGCUGGGGGAGCUGCCCCAGCGCCUACACCACCACCAGUCUCUCCAAACUUUUCGGGAUUUGUCUCCCAACCUUCAACGUCUCAAAGCAGCACCCCACAAGUUCCUCUGGGCCAGUACUCUGCUUUCUCGCAGCCGGCGCAGAGGAAUAACGAUCUCUUUGCCGCUCUCGCAUCGCCGCAGUUCUCAUCCAAACCGUCCACACCGAAGCCUCCUGCUCCCGCCGCGGCGAACGAAGACGAUGAGUGGUCGUUCUCUUCGGCUUUACCGACGGCGGCCCCUUUGCUCCCCAGGGAGCACAGUGCAACAGUAAAGGAUGGCCCAUUACAGAUUAACAUGAAAGCUGCACGACCGCCGCAAUCAGGCAAUGCCCUGGCAUUGGCUUUUGCCUUUUCCAACAUGACUAUGCAGCCCAUCAGUGAUCUCCACUUUCAGCUGGCGGUGACAAAGGGUUACGAGUUGCAGCUCCAGCCUCAAACAGGGCGCGCUUUGCAGCCCAAUCAAAAACACGGUGUGAUGCAGGCGAUUCAGGUGUGGCACGCAGGGGAUCAGACAAAGAAGGUCGCAAGCAUCAAGCUGCGGUGGCGUGUGAGCUAUACGCUCGGUUCAGAGGUCAAGAGCGAGAUGGGCGAUAUACCAGAAUUCGGUGUCGCGUAA
Anthostomella pinea is the source of this 1977-nucleotide messenger RNA. The record is from the annotation of a GenBank genome assembly. NCBI's taxonomy places the organism in Eukaryota, Fungi, Ascomycota, Sordariomycetes, Xylariales, Xylariaceae.